Messenger RNA from Owenia fusiformis, 1789 nucleotides. Lineage: Eukaryota; Metazoa; Annelida; Polychaeta; Sabellida; Oweniidae. The record is from the annotation of a GenBank genome assembly.
AAAUGAUUCAAAAAUGUUUGCUAAACCAUAACCAUGACGUGAAUCAGGUGAAUGCAAAACAUGUAGGACGAUUUUAAGAUCCGCUUCAGAAUAUUUUUCGAGCCAAAUACACAUGGCUCAAGGUUAAGGAUAUACAUGAUUAUCAAGGCAAAGACAACGAAUUAACAAAGGAUAGGGAUUUAAUACAGGAUAUCUAGUACUUUCUGUGUUGUUUUGAUGGUUCUAAAAUAUUAAGAAUGAUUAAUGAAUGGGCAUUACUAUUGACGAUAGUCUGUGUCAUACAGGCGUUAUUGGCAGAACCAGCGACUAAUUUUGCCAUAGAUGACGAUGACGCCUGCGUGGGUACGAUAUGUGGCCCGGGGCGAGAAUGCUUCCUAAUGGAGGAUGGGCAGCCAUCGUGUAGAUGCCGGGGGACAUGUCCGAGUCAUUUGAACACAGUUUGUGGGAGUGACGGAGAGUCUUACGACAACCACUGUGAGCUCCACAAAGCAGCUUGCGCCACUGGUACACACAUACAUGUAAAGCACGAUGGCUUGUGCAAAAAAAAAGAAACAGUGACUGAAGUACUGAAAACCCCACUCGCUUGUUUCCAAAUGGAGCGAGAUCAGCUGAGAUUCCUAAUGGUACAAUGGCUGAAACGACGUGCUAUGACAGAACAGGGUGAAAAGGACUACAUAAAAGUUGUGGAAGAGCAAUUCCAUAUUUGUGAUGUGUCCAAAAAUAAAGCCAUUGACGCAGUGGAGUUUCUUGAAUGUAUAGAUUAUGACGAAAAUGAAGCAAGCAAAUAUUCAACAAGCAUGUCCCAAGAAUCUGGCUCUCGACUUGGCAUAGACAGAAUACUCAAGGGUCUGUGUGUGGACUCACUUAUUGGAAUGGUGGAUGAGAACGAAGACUGGCUUUUGGACUGGGACGAGUUCCAGAAGGGAAUGGAACCUCAUUACAAACCAGUUCAGAAAAAUUGCUCAUUAGAGGAAGAUGUGUUUCAAGACGGAUCGGAGGCGAAACUUGGCUGUAACAUAUGUGUGUGUGCGUGUGGGAGCUGGGUAUGUACCAACGCUGAGAAUUGCCCUGAGCUGGAUGAUCCACAUAUUUUACAAGCGUAUGAGGUAAGCAGAGGUGGCUUACCAUCCAAUGAAGAACGGUUGUCUCUUCUUAAAGGAUUCAAGUUCAUGAAGGAGUUAGAUUCAAAUGAUAGCGCUGAUAUUGAUCUUGAUAACCUACCAGAUGACUUCGACUGGAGUAAAUUGGGCUUACAAAAUGAUGCAAAAGCAGAAGAAGGAGAUAAAUCUACUGCUCCAGAAAAUACAAACACAGAUAACAUCGACACAGAUGAUGAAAAUGACAUUACUAAACCUGUUGAUUUCGAAGAGGGAAAUGUCCCAAUGGGCACAAGUGAAGUUGAAGCUACUGAUCGAUUAAAAGACCAUACAAGAGAAAAUGAAAACUAAUCCAAAUAUUUUAAAAAAUCAAGUUUCUCUGCCAAGUUGGACUUUGGUGCAAAUUUGACAGAGACAUAUAGUUGUACAACCUAGAAUGAGGAUAUAUUAAGAAAUUCUGCUAUUCAAAUUAUACAUUUAUUACUAAUUUAUUAUCCUCACAACAGGAGAUUAAUUGUAAUUGUAAUUAUCUGCAUAAUGUUUACAUUUAAAACAUAUAAAAAAUAUAAUAACGAUUUUAUACUAAUAUUAUGAUGUUCUCUCGAAUGAAAUGGGGUUGAAUGCAUCAAGACUAUGCAAUCCAUUCGAGAUUCGAUCAAGUCACAAUUGAUACCUGACGGUACUCAACCGCC